Balaenoptera acutorostrata (minke whale) is the source of this 348-nucleotide messenger RNA. It is a transcript of the gene SPATA45, whose product is annotated as spermatogenesis associated 45. The transcript is spliced from 2 exons. The record is from RefSeq and is a predicted model, not a curated record. Bases 1 to 348 code for a protein of 115 amino acids. NCBI's taxonomy places the organism in Eukaryota, Metazoa, Chordata, Mammalia, Artiodactyla, Balaenopteridae.
AUGGCAUCUGUAAACAGAACCAGUGAAAUAAUUAAAAAACUUAAAGCAGACAAACAUCUCCUGGAGGAGAUAAACGAAAGGCGUGAAUCCAACUGCUUGGUGGAAAGAAGCAAUCAAGUCAGCUUACUGAGAGUUCAAAAGAGGCAUUUCAAUGGUGCCUACAAGUCCCUUACUCAUGCCCAAAUCAAAGAAGCUGUUCCUGACAGUGGCAGGAGCUCUUGGGUCAAACUGAGUCCCCUUGUUCACAAGGAGAAAAGGCACUUUCCACUAAAAAUUGUAGAUAUGGAGGCCAAAAGAGGGACAGUCUUACUUAAACUUGCCUUAAAAACAGAAGACUUGGUGUCUUAG